AAUCAGUCUCACCUCUCACAGCACCUCAACAAAGGCACGCCCAUGAAAACUCAGAAGCGAGCGGCGCUCUACACCUGGUAUGUCAGGAAACAGCGGGAAGUUCUCAGACAAUUCAACCAGGCAGUGCAAGGUUCUGUCAGCAAUAUGACCGACAAAGGCAGUCAGGAUCAGGUGCUGUUUUUCUUCCCAGAGUUCAACCCUCCUGGUCAGGGUAUGGGGCAGCAAGGGGAGGAGGUGGGCUCUGAACCUUCCUGCAAGAAAAUGAGACGGAACCGUUUCAAAUGGGGGCCUGCAUCCCAACAGAUCCUCUACCAGGCUUAUGAAAGACAGAAGAACCCCAGCAAAGAGGAGCGGGAGGCUCUGGUGGAGGAGUGCAACAGGGCUGAGUGUCUCCAGAGAGGGGUGUCUCCGUCUAAAGCUCAUGGGCUGGGCUCUAACCUGGUCACUGAGGUACGGGUCUAUAACUGGUUUGCCAACCGGCGUAAGGAAGAGGCCUUCCGUCAGAAGCUGGCAAUGGACGCCUACCCCAUACCCAUCCACAGCAUGAACCCUCUCCUGUCUCACAGCCACAGCUCUCCACACCACCACAGCUCCCAGACCAGCGCAUCCCCCCCUAGUAAGAUGCAAGGUAGCGUCUCCACACCACAUGCAUACCACAGUACAUUACUCUGCUAUUAUAUCUAAUAUAAUACUACACAC
Molecule: messenger RNA, 699 nt
Organism: Salvelinus sp. IW2-2015
Lineage: Eukaryota; Metazoa; Chordata; Actinopteri; Salmoniformes; Salmonidae
Product: hepatocyte nuclear factor 1-beta-A-like
Biological process (GO): liver development; insulin secretion; pancreas development
Cellular component (GO): nucleus
Molecular function (GO): DNA-binding transcription factor activity, RNA polymerase II-specific; RNA polymerase II cis-regulatory region sequence-specific DNA binding
Source: RefSeq, a predicted model, not a curated record